AUGGCCAUCAAGAAUGAAAACUUCCCCGAGGUCCUGGUGCCGCAGAGUGAACUUGACGUCCAGCACAUAGAGGAGAACCUCAAGGUGUCGGUGGCAGACAAAAUAAACCAAGGAGAAGAUGGUGAACUUUAUCUUGAAGCAAUUCGGAGGUAUCCUAAUGACGACGCCAUUGAAAAAGAGGCAGAGAGGAAAUUGAAACGCAAACUUGACAUGCGUCUCAUUCCACUUCUUGGCAUAUGCUACUUCUUCUAUGUAUGUUGCUCGUUUCAGGCUCGCCUUGUUGAUGUCACAGCUAACAUCGUCCGUCUCCAACAGUAUGUCGAUAAAACAACACUUUCCUACGCAGCAAUCUUUGGUAUCAAAGAUGACCUCAAUCUAUCCGGUUCAGAAUACUCGUGGUUGUCAAGCAUUUUCUAUUUUGGAUGGUUAAUUUGGGCAAUCCCAUCCAACCUCCUUCUGCAGCGGAGUCGGAUGGCUUGGUAUCUUGCCUUCAAUAUCUUCAUGUGGGGUGUGGUUCUCAUGUGUGAGGCUGCAUCGAAGAGCUUCGGCGCACUUGCGACACUCCGAAUCAUUUCCGGUGCGUUUGAGGCGAUUGCUGACCCAGCGUUCAUGCUCGUCGUCUCUACUUACUAUACCCGUGCCGAGCAGCCUUGGCGUAUCUCGGCAUACUAUCUGUGGAACGGCAUCGGUACUGCAGGCGGUGGUCUUAUUGCAACACUUUGGGGUUUCAAUCAUGAUGAGAAGCUCAUGAUGAUUGCGCGACUGCGAUCCAAUCAGACAGGUAUUGAGGGACGGAAAGUUAAUUGGCGUCAGGUGAAAGAGGCGUACCUCGAUUAUAAGACUUGGCUAUUCACCAUCUUAGGCUUUCUUGCCAACAUUCCAAAUGGCGGAAUCUCCAACUUCUCUACUUUGGUCAUCCAAGGCCUUGGGUUCGACACACUCAAUACUGCACUUCUUGGUAUUCCCCAAGGAGUUAUUGUGGUCGUUUGGAUUUUCCUUGGAGGAUACGCCAACCAGUACAUGCCGAAGAAUAGCCGUACCCUAGUCUGUGCGCUAUUUAUGGUCCCGACCAUUGCGGGCGCACUCGGCUUCUUGCUUGCUCCCGAUAAUGCAUACGUCGGCCGGCUGAUCUGCUUCUAUCUCACUGGGUCCUAUCAAGCCUCAUUUGUGAUAACCCUUUCCCUUGUCACCUCCAACACUGGUGGUCAGUCCAAAAAAAUGAUCGUAUCGGGCAUGAUCUGGCUUGGAGCAUGCAUCGGUAACAUUGCUAGUCCCUUCUUUUACCAAUCCGAGCAAGCGCCGGCAUACCCCCUAGGGAUUGGAUCUCUGCUUGUUGCAAACUGCCUUGAACUUAUGCUUUUCUUUAUACUCCGCUACGCCUUUAUAUGGGAAAACCGACGAAAGGAGAAGAUCCGCCAGGAAUUGCGGGAGAGGGGGAGCGAGGAUGAACUUAUGGCCGAUUCCACGGCCUUUGCAGAUCUGACUGAUAAACAAAACCCAAAUUUUGUGUACGUUUAUUGA
Molecule: messenger RNA, 1521 nt
Organism: Penicillium digitatum Pd1
Lineage: Eukaryota; Fungi; Ascomycota; Eurotiomycetes; Eurotiales; Aspergillaceae
Source: RefSeq, a predicted model, not a curated record